This is a messenger RNA of Orbilia oligospora ATCC 24927, 1065 nucleotides long. RefSeq lists its product as uncharacterized. The record is from RefSeq and is a predicted model, not a curated record. The transcript is spliced from 3 exons. Bases 1 to 1065 code for a protein of 354 amino acids. NCBI's taxonomy places the organism in Eukaryota, Fungi, Ascomycota, Orbiliomycetes, Orbiliales, Orbiliaceae.
AUGCUUGCGAAUGCAUGGAUGACUUUGGAAGCUUAUAAGAGUCAUGGGAAGGAGGUUAAAUUCCUCUCCCUAAAAACCACCCGCGGCACCUUCCUAACCAGCACCCCCCCUUACCAAGGUCCUUACAAAUUCACAACCUCCCUCCCAGACUUAAUCACCUCCUUAACCCCCCAUUUUCCCACCCUAACCACCCUCUCUCUAACUGACACCCUCCAAACCCCCCUCCCAAUCCCCACCUUAAUCUCCAUAAUCUCCACAAUCCUAACCACCUCACCAUCCCUAAAACACCUUUCCUUAACCCUCACAGUCCUCCGCUCUCAAGAAACAUUCACAGAAUCCCAAUCCCAUCUCCAAUCCCUAAUAUCACCCGCAGCCCAAACCCUAGCAUCCCUAGAAUCUCUAUCCUUAGACCUCCACCUCACCCCCUUCAACCCAUCAAACCUCCCCCGCUGGCAUCGUGCACCUCCAAGCCCUAUAACUCCGAUAUGGCUCCUAUCUUCCCUCCCCAUCAUAUUCCCUUCAAAGACUUUAUCCACCAUAAAAGCUUUAUCAUUCAUAGUAACGGGUCACACAAUACCCAUAAACCCUCAACAAACAGUCAUAACGGGGACGUCUUCAAAACUUAUAUUACCAUCAUUACAAUCCCUAAGAUUAUCGGUAACGGAGGGAUGUCCGCGGUUAUUCCCGCAGUAUAUCUCCCCAACAAGUUAUAAAUCAAUAUCUCACCUUGAGGUAUUGGAAACAUAUGAAUUAAAUAUCGAGACCCUCCUCCUCCCCCUCCUAGCCUCCUUCCCAACCCUAACCUCCCUAACCCUCAAAAAGAUAGACACCCGUCGAAAAUCCCUAAACUGGCGGUUUUUAGCAUACCUAAAAUCCACAAUCCUAGAACACUUAAAAACCCUCACAAUUUACACAUCAGCUACCGUAUCCAAGAUCUUACACGACCUGGGGACUGUGUUCGUGGCAAAUACCGUGUUAAAGAUAUUUAGAGAAAGGAUUCCGACUGCGGAAAGGACGAUGGAUGAUGGGAGUCCCUGGAGGGUUGUUGUUGAGUUUGCGUAUUAG